AUGCUUCGCCCAAAACUGGCCGCUGUGUUCUUGCGCUGGGCUCGUAUCGCUGCAGACGUGCAGCAUGCGCGCCGGGUGGAGCAUUGUCGAGACCGACUUCAAAGGUUGCGGAAUUCGCACACAAAGCAGGCCGCUGUGUACUCCCAAGCAGCGGAAGCCAAAGUGAAAAGGCAACAGCAUUGCUCACAGCUGAAGGUCUUAUUGGCCUGGCGCACUUUGCGGGCCAGGUCAUCCAGCCAAAUGCUAUCUGUGAGCCAAGCAGUAACGAGGCUUUUAGACAGAGGUGCUCACCGAGACCACAGCUACUGGCUUCGCGCGUGGCACUAUGCUGCUCAGGAGACCAGGCGGGCACAUGCGGAGCUGGUGGUGCAGCGACAGAGUUCUCAGCAGGCAGUACUGUGCCAUGUCUCCAGCCGAUCAGCACUGCUUGCGCAACGAGCUCUGCUGGCAUGGCGAGCCACGCGCUGGGCAUCCACCAGGGACAUUAGCAGCAAAUCUGGCGUCAAGGGCAAGACACAGGAGGAUUUCCUUUCAAUCAUGGUUUUCACAGCGUGGCAGUGGGCGGUGCAUCUUCAGCAGGAGAAGGAAACCUUGGCUGCUGCUGGCUUGCAAGCCAGGAGGAGGCAAGCUGCUGAAGCUGCCCAGCAAUUCGAGAGGCAGAACCUGCUGGUGAAUAGACUUUGCUUCUUGGCCUGGGUGUCGGAACUAACCUCACGGAGACUGGCUCAGAGCAGCUCUGAGCGGGACGAGAUGCUGGAGCUGGUGGAGAGCAGUAAUACGUGGAUCCUCCAGUUGCAGCGAGAGCGACGAGACUACGAGGAGCAGCUUCUGCCAGCCUUGCAGCAGGUCCACGACUUGCAGGAGGCCUUGGCCUUUGAGGUGGGCGCCAAGGAGGACCUCAUUUUUCAGAUUCAGCACCUUCAGGAGCAGCUCAAGGUCGUGGAAGCAAACCUCGGAGAGCGCCGGGAUCGCGAAGGCGUGCCUGCAUGGUACGGGGCCUUGGAUUGCUUUGCUAAGGCCAACGUUUUCUUUGCCGAGAGCUUUGUUGGUAUGGGAGGGCUUCUGGUGGCCAUACCGCAGGUUCACAGCCUAGCAGAAGGUAUGGAGCGAAUGGGCCUGUGCGCUGAUGUGCGCCAGCAGAGCCUCGCAAGGCUGCUGCGCCUACCAAGGUGCACCUUGGUCCGCUGGAAAGUGCAUAGGCUCAGAGCCGGCACCUGCAAGAGCCUCAAAUUCGCCUUCGAAGACCACUUCGACUCAGAGACCUGCAUUCCUGAUAGCCACGGAGUGCUGCGACCAAGCCCGGAGAAUUGGAGCCCCGAGAUUGGCUACAAGCGCGGGAAGGAGCUGCAGUGGUACCAGCCGCAGAAUGCGGAAUGCAAAGAUGGCGAGUUGGUCAUCACUGCCAAAAGGGAACGACAGUCCUGGGAGAAGCCUGAGGGCUCGCAGUGCCGAGUCGUGAACUGGGACAACAGAGAACAGCCUUUGGACAACCAGACAUGUGCAGUGUGUGCGCCACCGUACUUUCAGUACUACAACCCGUGUGACCUGUUGCGGAAGGAUGAGACUGGCGCUCCUGCUUGCGAUUGCUCUCACACGGCAGAAUUUACUUCUGCUUCUUUGAUGACACGUGGCAAGAAGGAGUUCUCCUAUGGCUUGUUUGAGCUACGCGCCAAGAUCGACACGAGACCAGGAGCCUGGUCGAGCUGGUGGGCCAUUGGAAAUUUCGAUUAUGUACCAUGGCCAAAGAACGGCGAAAUCGACAUCAUGGAUGCCUUUCAACGCAUGGUCAAAGCUAGCGUUAUCCAUGCGGGCGAGAGUGGACUUCCCAGCAGUGCCAUUCAGCAUGCAGGUGCCAGAAUGGUUGACAGGGAGUGGGAGAAGUACUACCACACCUGGCAGCUAGAAUGGGACAAAGACUUCAUGGAGAUCCGAGUUGAUGGUGAAGCCAUUCUCAAGGUUGACCUUUCUGUGGCUGAUCCUCAGAGAACUUCCUGGCCGAACCCAUUCACACAGGGAAAGAAGUUCUUCAUGAUACUGAACCUUGCAGUUGGAGGUCACUCCGGAGGAGAUCCUGCCUUGACCCAGUUUCCCAGCCAAUUUCACGUGGACUACAUCCGUGUAUUUCAGAAAAAGGGCAGCACAGAGCGAUGA
Molecule: messenger RNA, 2151 nt
Organism: Effrenium voratum
Lineage: Eukaryota; Dinophyceae; Suessiales; Symbiodiniaceae
Source: the annotation of a GenBank genome assembly